Gadus macrocephalus (Pacific cod) is the source of this 2618-nucleotide messenger RNA. RefSeq lists its product as uncharacterized. Gene Ontology annotation, molecular function: nucleic acid binding. Bases 1 to 2538 code for a protein of 845 amino acids. The transcript has 2 exons. NCBI's taxonomy places the organism in Eukaryota, Metazoa, Chordata, Actinopteri, Gadiformes, Gadidae. The record is from RefSeq and is a predicted model, not a curated record.
AUGUCAUUAAACACAGAACUGCUACAAGGACCAGAUCAGACAAAUGGACUUGUCGGGGUCAUUUCCAGAUUCCGUCAGAAGCCAGUCGCAGUCAUGACUGAUAUAAAGGCAAUGUUUCACCAAGUAAGAGUGUCCCCAAAUGACGUGGAUUUUCUUAGGUUCUUAUGGUGGCCUAAAGGUGAUGUGAACCGUAAACCAGUUGAGCAUCGUAUGCUUGUGCACCUGUUUGGAGCCACGUCCUCCCCCAGUUGUUCAAGUUUUGCAUUGAAAAGAGUUGCAGAGGACAAUAAGAACAAUUUUCCCCAUGCAAUAACUGACACUGUCAAAAUAAAUUUCUAUGUCGAUGACUGUCUAAAAGCCCUACCCUCUGAUCAGGAGGCCAUACAGCUUGUCACUGAUCUCUCAACUAUAUGCCACAAGGGAGGAUUUCACCUCACAAAAUGGAUGAGCAACAGCCGAGCAGUGCUCUCCGUCAUUCCAGAACUAAACAGGGCAAAAGGAGUAAAACAACUGGAUUUAGACAAAGAUAAACUUCCCACAGAAAGACCACUUGGUUUGCAGUGGUGUGUUGAAAACGAUGCAUUUAAGUUUAACAUCAAAGUCAAAGAAAAGCCACAAACCCGAAGAGGAAUGCUAUCUGUAGUGAGCUCAAUCUACGACCCUCUUGGGUUCUUGGCCCCCUUAACACUGCCUGCCAAGUGUCUCCUCCAAGAACUUUGCAAACAAAAUCAUGGCUGGGAUCAACUUAUACCUAAAGCGACAUCUGAGAAAUGGCUAAAAUGGACUUCUGAUCUUGUCAAGCUGGCAGUCUUUAAAGUAGACCGCUGCAUUAAGCCAAUACACUUUGGGAAACCAGUUCAUGCCCAACUACAUCAUUUUUCAGAUGCAAGUGACUAUGGCUAUGGUACAGUUAGCUACCUUCGGUUAACUAACAAAAGAGGAGAGGUCUCUCUGUCCUUUAUGAUGGGAAGAGCCAGAGUUGCGCCGCUGAAAAAUAUCACUAUCCCAAGAAUGGAAUUGACAGCUGCUAUGUUGUCAGUCAAAGUGGACAAAAUGCUCAGAGCAGAAUUGCAGUUGCUACUGGAAAAUUCUGUUUUUUGGACUGAUAGUCAAGCAGUAAUCAAGUACAUUGCAAACGAGCAUACCCGAUUCCAUACUUUCAUUGCAAAUCGAGUGUCAACAAUCAGAGAUAACACAAAGGUAUCACAAUGGAAGUAUGUGGAGACAAAGUUAAAUCCAGCCGACUAUGCAUCUAGAGGACUUAGUGCUGGAAGAUUUGUGGAUGGAAAAAGAUGGAUACAGGGACCAACUUUCCUGUUGAGGCCAAUGAGUGAAUGGCCAAGUGCAACCCUGAAAUCCCAUGCACUUAAUCCAGAUGAUCCUGAAGUCAAAGUAAGGUUGGUUGUGCAUAAUAUUGUUUUGAAGGAAACGGAAAACCCUACCAACCAACUGCUCUCUUAUUUCUCCUGUUGGCUGAAGUUAAGAAAGGCUGUGGCAUGGAUAUUAAAGUUAAAAGGUGUCUUGCAAUCUCUAGUAAAACAGAGAAAAGAAAAGGAAUCCUGUGUCAAUCGCCCAUACACACGAUCACAAAGUAAAGUGACUCACUCACAGCAGAUGGGAAGGAAGGCUAUAAGUGAACAACACAUAAAUAUCGAUGAUCUUGAAACGGCAGAAAAAUGUAUCAUCUGUUUCUGCCAAAGACAAAUAUUCCCAGAAGAGAUGACCAGAUUGGAAAUGGCGCCAUCUGGGUUCAAAAGGUCAAGUCCCCUUUACAAGUUGGACCCAGUUUUGGAGGAUGGGAUUUUGAGAGUGGGAGGUAGACUUGACAGAUCAGCUAUGCCUCAACAAAGCAAACAUCCUAUUAUUCUGUCAAAGAACGUGCAUAUUUCCUCUCUUAUCCUUCGCCAAAUCCAUGAAAAUGUUGGUCAUAAUGGAAGGAACCAUGUUCUCUCGCAGCUGCGCCAGAAAUACUGGAUUACAGGUGCAAAUGCCGCUGUAAGAAAGAUCAUCUCAAAAUGUGUUGAAUGCAGGCGUGUAAGAGGAAGACCAGGAGAACAGAAAAUGGCAGGUUUACCUGUUGAAAGACUAAUACCAGAUAACCCUCCAUUUACAAACGUUGGACUUGAUUAUUUUGGGCCCAUCGAGGUAAAGAAAGCAAGGAGCCUCGUGAAAAGAUACGGUGUCAUAUUCACCUGCAUGUCAAGCAGAGCAGUGCAUUUGGAGGUCGCUCACUCACUUGAUACAGACUCCUGUAUAAAUGCAAUAAGGAGAUUUAUCUCCAGAAGAGGACAAGUGGAACAUCUAAGAUCAGAUAAUGGAACCAAUCUGGUUGGAGCGGAGAGAGAGUUAAAGAAAGCUCUUUUAACACUGAAUCCACGCCAAGUCCAAGAUUCCCUGCUACAACAUGGAGUGAAGUGGAGUUUCAACCCCCCUGCUGCCUCUCAUCACGGUGGAGUGUGGGAGCGACUUAUCAGAAUGGACUCUUUCAAAAAUCAGACCUCUAUGCUCGACGUCGCUGGAAGCAGAUCCAGUACAUAGCAGAACUGUUUUGGAAGCGCUGGACGAAAGAGUACCUGCCCUUACUGCAGGAGAGACAAAAGUGGUGUGCAGUAAGAAGG